AUGAGAUGUGAAUUCAUUUAGGCAUAAUCGUAACAAAUCUACUAGAAAAUCCCACCUAUACUCAAACCUACUUCUGAUGUUUAUAAUUAUACUAAGGCUUUACUUUAUUUAGGAACCAAUUAAAUUGAAGAUGAUUGGUCUGCUGCCAAAUUGAAUUUUUAACAAGCAAUCAAUAGAAUUCUCUAAGGAAACACAGAUAAGAAAAAUUAUCUCUUUUGUGAAAAAAUGUUAUUAAAGUCCUACAAUAAACAAACUUAAUUAGGUAAAGAUUUGUAUUAAUUGCUUAAAAAUUGUUUGAACUUUUGCAAAGAAGAAACUAGAAUCAAAAGGAGCAAAAGUGGUUAAACAACGUCAAAAAGAUAUGAUCAUAAUUUAAUUAAUAACUAAACUAAAAUUGGGGCACUUGUAAAAUCAUUCAAAGAAGAAUAUUAAAAGAUGAUAGAAACUAGGCCUUCACUUAAAACUAAAAUGGCAGAGGAAAGAGUUAAUAAACAUAUUGAAUAAAUAAAAGAAAAAAUAAAAAGAACCAAUAAAACAUGCUACUUUAUUUCUCCUAAAAAAGAACUGUAAGAAAAAGCCUAAAGUUUGAAUAAAUGA
Paramecium octaurelia is the source of this 597-nucleotide messenger RNA. Lineage: Eukaryota; Ciliophora; Oligohymenophorea; Peniculida; Parameciidae. The record is from the annotation of a GenBank genome assembly.